Molecule: messenger RNA, 2274 nt
Organism: Xenia sp. Carnegie-2017
Lineage: Eukaryota; Metazoa; Cnidaria; Anthozoa; Malacalcyonacea; Xeniidae
Product: CCR4-NOT transcription complex subunit 10-like
Exons: 18
Coding region: 96-2207 (703 amino acids)
Biological process (GO): mRNA catabolic process; negative regulation of translation
Cellular component (GO): CCR4-NOT complex
Molecular function (GO): protein binding
Source: RefSeq, a predicted model, not a curated record
CUCAAGACAUUGCGCGGUCAAAGCGAUAUUUUUCUAAUAAACUUUGAAAUUGUAAGAAAUGCUGUGGUAAUAUUUCAAGUAGAAAGCUUAAGAUCAUGGCCUCAGAUGGUAAGUCUGACUCAAAUCAAGAGCAAAAAGACAGCUUUGCGUUUGAAUUUUCUGAUCAUGCACAAGAGUUAGCUCGAAUGGCUUUUGUUGAAUUUAAAUGUGAGAGGUACGACUCGUGCUUAAGUCACCUCUCAAAGCUUAAAGAAUUACACCCAACGGAUCUGAAAAUUGAACACAACAAGGCUGUUGCAGAUUACUACAGAUCAGGUUGCAAGAAGACAGAUGAUUUUCUUAAGACUCUAAACGGAGUCAUGAAAAAGAUGAAUCUUAAAAUUUCUGAAGAAGAAGGCACUACUGAAAAUGUGGACUUUGAAAGAGCUUUAUUGCUUUAUAACAAGGCUGUGUAUUGCUUCUAUGUAAAAAAGUAUGUUGAUGCUUUGGCAAAUUUGGAAAAACUUUUAAAAAUUGUUGAAGCUCUUGAUAAAAGAUUUGCUCAAAAUAUAUGUUUUCUGUAUGUUGAAAUCUGUUUGCUGACUUACCAGGCUGAAAAAGCCAUAGCUGUCCUGAAUAUUGUAGAGAAACUUUUACAUGAUACUACCAAACAAUCUUCAGAGAAUGUUGCCGACAAUGGAAAAAAUUGUGACAAUGAAUUAUCAAAACCAUAUGAUCAACAGAAGAUAAGAUUACACAAAUACAGAGCAAGAGUUCAUUUACUCCAGAAAUCUAUAAAAGCUUGUAAAAAAGAGAUCAAGACCAUUAUGAAUGUAAAUAAUAUGGAUACAGAAGCACUUUUCAUAAAGAGUAACUUUGAGUUUGUGCGUCACAACGAAAGGAAAGCGGUGAAAAUUCUCAACAGCGCUUCUAAAGACAAUCAAAUUUUAAAAACGGGAGAAUCCAUUUCCACAAUGUAUUUCAACAAUCUUGGAUGUCUUCAUGCGCAGAUGCAAAAGUACAAUCUAGCCUCCUUCUAUUUUUGUCGUGCCAUUGCUGAAAACGAGGAGGCGCUCUCCAUGAUUUCUACGUCGGACAAAAACGGCGAUUCUCUUAACACCAGACCAAUGUGUACACUCUCAGUCAACAGUCGUCAUCAUCUACUAUAUAAUCUUGGUGUACAAAUGCUUCACGAUUGCCGACCGUUGCUUGCAUUUGACUGUCUUAUCGAAUCUGUGCAAGUGUAUCAGUCAAACCCUAGACUUUGGUUACGACUUGCCGAAUGCUGUGUUCUAGCGCAUCAGAUGUCAACUUUUGAUGAGAAAAAUGUCAAUCGUAGCAGAAAAAGUGAUCUUGUCGAGUCUGUGGUUGGCAUCGGACCGUAUCGUAAAAUAGUUUUGCCGGCAGAAAAUACCAGCAAAAUUACAACCAACUCAAGUGGACAUUCAGCUGCAAUGCCGGCUUGUAACUUGCACUUCGCGAUGUUGUGUCUUCGUAACGCUCUUGUAUUGAUUCCAGAAAGAGCAUCGCUUGCUAACGGAGAUAGAAAACAAAAAGAUAGUUCAGAGCCCAACGGCUCCGAAAGCAACUCGGACAACCAAGAUUCCUUCAGUUCAACUUCCAUCCCAGCUGCGCCGUCUGCUCCUAUUAAGGGUCAAGAUAUUCAAAAGUUGAAAAACUCGAUAUUGGCCAACCUUGCUUACGUCACAUUGGUUUUGGGCGAUUAUGUUUUAUGUCAUGAACAUGCGCAAACUCUUUUGUCUCAACCAAACCUCGAUGGUACAGUGAGUUUCUUGGCUCAUCUUUAUGCUGCAGAAGCGUUGAUACAACUCGGCCGAGUCUCCGAAGCACUCGGCCAUUUAUCAAUCGACAAUGUCAGUGACUUUUCAAGUAACAAUAAUGGUGAUCAAACACCAGGCGCCGACUAUAGUUCAUUCCCGCAAACUGUGAACGAAGCUAAAAUGACGUUUCUGGUAAAUCUUGCGGGAGCACACUGCUUGCGCGAGGAUUUCGAAAAGGCAAAAAAGUGUUUAUACCAGACGUCGUCAAUUGUGCAGUUGAAAGAACUUCCACAUCAAGCUCUAAUGAUGGCAGUUUAUAUCGAACUUCAACUCGGAAACCAUAAUGGCGCUCUGAUGAUACUCAAACGAUACCAACUUUUACCUCCAAGCAAAGAAACGAGAAACAGAGAAAACUCAGAAAGUCCUUUAUGUGAUUUUUGUUUUUAGUCAAUUGUUUAUGUUAUAGCGAUUUCUUGGCAUUAAAAAUAAAGUUUUUUUGAGUGCUGGAGAAAAA